This is a messenger RNA of Drosophila innubila, 730 nucleotides long. RefSeq names its product ribonuclease P protein subunit p29 (gene Pop4). Gene Ontology annotation, cellular component: ribonuclease MRP complex; ribonuclease P complex. The record is from RefSeq and is a predicted model, not a curated record. NCBI's taxonomy places the organism in Eukaryota, Metazoa, Arthropoda, Insecta, Diptera, Drosophilidae. The transcript has a single exon. Gene Ontology annotation, biological process: rRNA processing; tRNA 5'-leader removal. The coding region runs from base 76 to 699 and encodes 207 amino acids. Gene Ontology annotation, molecular function: ribonuclease P RNA binding.
UCGAUAACGAUUCUUGCAAAUUCGAUAACUUUGUGUUGUUUACCUUUUUACUUGGCAAAUUGAGUAUAUAAAUAAAUGGCCAGCAGGGAAACAGAUGCAGUCAAGGAGUAUCUCACCGAUCUCGUGGUGCCGCACAAACGCUGCAAUGUCAACAUCAUACCCGAUCACAUCACCAUGCUGCAUGGCACCAAAAACAAACAACAAAUCAGUCGCAAACGUCGCGCGCACAAACAAAACACGUUGACCAGAAAACAAUACGCUGAAUUGGGCCUAAAUACGCUGCCCAGGAAACAGUUAAAAUAUGAACAGAUACUGCCGCUGCAUAAACUCUGGCGUGGUUACAUUAAGGAGCAUCUGGGGCUGCGGGAGGGGGAACAGGUGCCGCAGCUGCACGAAAAGCGAUACGAUGAAUUCAGCAGACAGUUGGUCAAAAUGGAUUUGCAUGGCGCCAAAUUGCGUGUGUUGCAGUCCAAGUGCGAAACUCUAAUUGGAUUAAAUGGCAUUUGUGUCAUGGACACGAAGAAUGUGCUAAAACUGCUCGGCGCGGAUGAUCAGCUGCGAACGGUGCCGAAAAGUGAAUGCGUCUUCGGCAUGCAGCUGGGCAACAUGGAGUUCACAAUAUUCGGACAACAUCUCAACAUGCGGCCAGCGGAGCGAAGCGUCAAAAAAAUCAAGAGCUGCGUGGAGCCAUUUAUGUAGCCACUGUAGACAGUGCUGACACCACUAGCCA